Molecule: messenger RNA, 963 nt
Organism: Neoarthrinium moseri
Lineage: Eukaryota; Fungi; Ascomycota; Sordariomycetes; Amphisphaeriales; Apiosporaceae
Exons: 2
Coding region: 1-963 (320 amino acids)
Molecular function (GO): oxidoreductase activity
Source: RefSeq, a predicted model, not a curated record
AUGUCUCACGCAAAGAACGUUGCGAUUGUCGGAGCCACUGGCUCUGUCGGGCAGUUUAUUGUGGCCGAGCUCCUCAAGGCCGGCAAGCACCAAGUAACGGCCAUCACCCGCUUCGAGAGCAAGGCUGUUAUCCCAGACGGAGUCAAGGUUGCAAAAGUCAACUAUGAUGACCAUGAAUCUCUAGUCGCUGCGCUUAGGGGACAGGAAGUCCUCAUCAUUACUAUGAACGUCACCGCUCCCCCCGAAUCACAGCUGAAGCUCAUUGACGCUGCAGCGGAGGCUGGAGUGCCCUGGGUUCUUCCGAAUGAAUGGGGGUGCGAUCAGACGAACGAACAACUGGCCAAUGACAUCUUUUUGGGACCCAACAGUCGUAAGGUCAGGGCACGAAUCGAGGAGCUCGGCAAGAGCUCUUGGAUCGGCAUCGCUUCAAACUUCUGGUACGAGUUCUCUCUCGGAGGAUCUGCUGACCGUUACGGCUUCGACUUCAAUAACCGAUCAGUGGUAUUUUUUGAUGACGGAAAGCAGCCAAUCAACACGACCACCUGGCCCCAGUCCGGUUUGGCGGUGGCGAGGCUGCUGGCUUUGCCUAUCAAUGCCGAUGAUGGCAAGACUCCGGCGCUCUCAAACUUCAAGAACAAGUUUGUCUAUGUCUCGUCUUUCUGUGUCAGCCAGAAGGAUAUGUUUGACUCUGUCUUGAGGGUCACGAACACGAAGGCGGAAGACUGGAAGAUCACCCACGAGAACUCGCAUGAGCGAUACCAAAGUGCCGUGAAGGCGCUUCAACAGGGCGACAGGACUGGCUUUGGCAGGGCUAUGUACACUCGCAUGUUCUUCCCAGAUGGCUCUGGGGCGUACGAGACCACCCACGGCUUGCAAAACGAAGCACUGGGACUACCAAAGGAGGACUUUGAUGAGUUCACAAAGCGGGGCAUCGACCGGGCAAAGGAAGGCCUUACUUACUAA